CGAUGCCCCCUCGCCUGCCAUCCCUCCUGCGCCGGUCCCACCAGCUCUAUCUCCUUGGUCGCCGCCUUGCCGUCCACCCGUUCUCCCCGAUGUCGACCGUCUCCUCGGACCGGCCCAUAACUCCGGCCACCACUCGGGUCGGCUGGAUCGGGACCGGCGUCAUGGGCCAGUCCAUGGCUGCCCACCUACUCUCGGCCGGCUACUCCCUCAACGUCUUCAACCGGACUGCCUCCAAGGCCCAGCCCCUCGUCGAUCGUGGCGCCCGCCUCGCCGACUCCCCCCUCGCGGUCGCCCGCGCCAGCGACGUCGUCUUUUUCAUCGUCGGCUACCCCGCCGAUGUCCGCCGCGUCGCCCUCGACCCCGCCACCGGCGUCCUUCCGGGCCUCUCUCCGGGCUCCGUCCUUGUCGACAUGACCACUAGCGACCCCGCCCUCGCCGCUGAGAUCGCCUCCGCGGCCGCCUCCGCCGGCUGCGCCGCCGUCGACGCCCCUGUCUCGGGCGGCGACCGUGGGGCCCGGGCGGGCACGCUUUCGAUCUUUGCCGGCGGGGAGGAGGCGGUCGUCCGGCGGCUGGAGCCGCUGUUCCGGUGUAUGGGGACGGUGAGGUACAUGGGAGGGCCGGGAGCGGGGCAGCGGGCGAAGCUGGGGAACCAGAUAGCGAUCGCGUCGACGAUGGUGGGAUUAGUGGAGGGGAUGGUUUUCGCCCACAAGGCUGGGCUCGACGUGAGCAAAUGGCUGGAGGCGAUAUCAACGGGGGCAGCGGGGUCGAAAUCGCUGGAGUUCUAUGGGAAGAGGAUUUUGGAGAGAGACAUGGAGGCGGGGUUCUACGUGCACCACUUCGUCAAAGACCUCGGCAUCUGUUUGAUGGAAUGCCAGAGCAUGGGCCUGGCGCUGCCGGGAUUGGCACUGGCGCAGCAGCUCUACGUAUCGCUGAUGGCCCAUGGAGAGGGGGGUUUGGGGGCACAGGCGUUGAUUCUGUCCAUCGAGAGGCUCAACGAUACUUGCCUCAAGGGAGGGUCGGCGUCUGGUUGAGCUCUGGAGCCUGAUAUAUCAAGUCAUGCCAAUUUCAGUUUGUGAUAGAUUAGCUCUAUCAUAGAGAUUAUCAUCCAUCAUCUUUUUCCUUGCUCUGGAGAGAUUCCUAUGGCCAUCGCAGUAAUUUCAGCAUAUAGGCUUGUUCUUUGAACAAAUUUCAAUGAAUUGCAAUGGAUACACCAUAUUUCUUUUUUAAUAUCUUCCAAGCAACUAGAUUUAGUCCCUUGUCAUAAAUGUUCAAGUGAAUCACACGGGAAUUUCGAUAGCUAGAAUAGAUUCCUCAAGUGUUAUAUCAGAAGAAUAUCAUGGAACUAUAAUCGUGGUGCAUGGGCAUUGAUAUUGUAUCCAACUUCAUUUCUUUCAUGACUGCCUCCCAUUAUUCGUGUGCUAUAUAGUUUUGUGUAUUGUUUCAGCAUGGUUUCUAUCACUUGCGUUUAUCUGAAAUGAAACCCUUCAUCUCUAUAUGCUUUUACCGUAUGUUUGGGUGAAUGUUUCCAUAAAGUCAUCCAAGAAUACUCACCAAAUUGUACAGUAUUUUUUAAGGAGAAAAGAGGAGAGUAUGGGAGGAAAAUUAUGUAUAGUGGCAGUUAAGAGUUUCAUAU
Messenger RNA from Elaeis guineensis (African oil palm), 1633 nucleotides. The record is from RefSeq and is a predicted model, not a curated record. Lineage: Eukaryota; Viridiplantae; Streptophyta; Magnoliopsida; Arecales; Arecaceae.